CUGUGUGUGAGCCCGGGCGGCCUGAGGGGCGGCGGAGACACAGGGGGAGGGAGAAGCAGAAGCAUGGCGGCUCGCUGUGGGCCGCCCUACCCUCUUCUUCACUGCUGUCGCCGCCGCCGCCGCCGGGAGCCUUUUAUCUGCAUGUGUUAGUUGUAAGCGUGCAGCCCACGCACCAGCGCUCGGGUCUACCGGCUGUCCUCUCGCCGCCACUGCCAGUCUGAGAGGUCGACUGGGGAACUCGUCCUUCCACCCCACCCACCAGCCUGCGGGCGGGGACCAUGGAGGACAUGAAGCUGGAGUUCCCUUCCCUUCCACAGUGCAAAGAAGAUGCCGAGGAGUGGACCUAUCCUAUGAGACGAGAAAUGCAGGAAAUUUUACCUGGAUUGUUUUUAGGCCCGUAUUCUUCUGCUAUGAAAAGCAAGCUAUCUAUACUACAGAAACAUGGAAUAACCCACGUAAUAUGCAUCAGGCAAAAUAUCGAAGCAAACUUUAUUAAACCAAACUUUGAACAAUUAUUUAGAUACUUAGUCUUGGAUAUUGCAGAUAAUCCAGUAGAAAAUAUAAUACGGUUUUUCCCAAUGACUAAAGAGUUUAUUGAUGGGAGCUUACAAAGUGGAGGAAAAGUUCUUGUCCAUGGAAAUGCAGGAAUCUCUAGAAGUGCUGCCUUUGUUAUUGCAUACAUUAUGGAAACAUUUGGAAUGAAGUACAGAGAUGCAUUUGCUUAUGUUCAGGAAAGAAGAUUUUGUAUUAAUCCUAAUGCUGGAUUUGUCCAUCAACUUCAGGAAUAUGAAGCCAUCUACUUAGCAAAAUUAACAAUACAGAUGAUGUCACCCCUACAGAUAGAAAGAUCAUUAUCUGUUCAUUCUGGUACAACAGGCAGUUUGAAGAGAAUGCAUGAAGAGGAGGAGGAGUUUGGAAACAUGCAAGUGGCAACUGCACAGAAUGGCUGA
Molecule: messenger RNA, 950 nt
Organism: Elephantulus edwardii (Cape elephant shrew)
Lineage: Eukaryota; Metazoa; Chordata; Mammalia; Macroscelidea; Macroscelididae
Gene: STYX
Product: serine/threonine/tyrosine interacting protein
Exons: 11
Coding region: 279-950 (223 amino acids)
Biological process (GO): negative regulation of protein binding; negative regulation of SCF-dependent proteasomal ubiquitin-dependent catabolic process; regulation of ERK1 and ERK2 cascade
Cellular component (GO): cytoplasm; nucleoplasm
Molecular function (GO): protein tyrosine/serine/threonine phosphatase activity; F-box domain binding
Source: RefSeq, a predicted model, not a curated record